This is a messenger RNA of Rhinopithecus roxellana (golden snub-nosed monkey), 1079 nucleotides long. It is a transcript of the gene GTF2A2, whose product is annotated as general transcription factor IIA subunit 2. The transcript is spliced from 5 exons. Gene Ontology annotation, molecular function: RNA polymerase II general transcription initiation factor activity; TBP-class protein binding. The record is from RefSeq and is a predicted model, not a curated record. Gene Ontology annotation, cellular component: transcription factor TFIIA complex. NCBI's taxonomy places the organism in Eukaryota, Metazoa, Chordata, Mammalia, Primates, Cercopithecidae. Bases 484 to 813 code for a protein of 109 amino acids. Gene Ontology annotation, biological process: RNA polymerase II preinitiation complex assembly; transcription initiation at RNA polymerase II promoter.
GGUCGGCCGCCCAGUUCUGCGGUUUCUGCGGCGGCUGGAGAGGUGGUCGGGGAAGUAGGAACCUACUGCCAGGCUCGUGGCGGUUUCUUUCCGCUCCGCGGCGGGAAACGCCUUCCCCACAGGUAGUGGGUUAGGGAGGGCAGGGUUAGGGAGGGAAGCAGGACCGCUCUCCCUGCCGCCUCUUCGGAGUCUGGGUGCGUUGGUCGGGUAGUCUCUGAGGGCCCGUCGCUCCUGGGAUCGGCCCGUUACCGACCGUUGCCGGCAAGGCCCCGCGGCCGGCACCGGAGAAGGGCGGCGAGGCGGCCGGGAAGGUCUCGUCCCGCGCGGGAGGCUCGUCGUCCACGGGGCGCCCACAGAACCCACCUAGGAGAGGUCCUCAGCCCACCACCGUGUUUUCAGCCAGGUGAAUGUCUUAAAGCAUCCAAUAGCGCCCUGACAUCAAUGCAAGCUUGAAUAAGAAAAGCAAAUUCUUCCUCCUAAGCCAUGGCAUAUCAGUUAUACAGAAAUACCACUUUGGGAAACAGUCUUCAGGAGAGCCUAGAUGAGCUCAUACAGUCUCAACAGAUCACCCCCCAACUUGCCCUUCAAGUUCUACUUCAGUUUGAUAAGGCUAUAAAUUCAGCAUUGGCUCAGAGGGUCAGGAACAGAGUCAAUUUCAGGGGCUCUCUAAAUACGUACAGAUUCUGCGACAAUGUGUGGACUUUUGUAUUGAAUGAUGUUGAAUUCAGAGAGGUGACAGAACUUAUUAAAGUGGAUAAAGUGAAAAUUGUAGCCUGUGAUGGUAAAAAUACUGGCUCCAAUACUACAGAAUGAAUGGAAAAAAUAUAGCUUUUUUAUGCCAUCUUCUGUUAUUCAUUGCUUUUGAAGAGAAGCAUAGAAGAGACUUUUUAUUUAUUCUAGAAUUGCAGAAAUGACCACACUGUGCUAUACCAGAGACUUCCAGUAGAAAGAAACUUAUAACUCUGUAGCCUCUUACAUCACCUUUAUUAUACAGCAUGAAAAAAGACUUUUUUUUAAUGACAAAAGUUGUUGCCUUCCUAAGAACCUUCUUUAAUAAACUCAUUUUAAAACUCUGAGUA